Molecule: messenger RNA, 821 nt
Organism: Eurytemora carolleeae
Lineage: Eukaryota; Metazoa; Arthropoda; Copepoda; Calanoida; Temoridae
Product: 60S ribosomal protein L10a
Exons: 7
Coding region: 99-749 (216 amino acids)
Biological process (GO): translation
Cellular component (GO): large ribosomal subunit
Molecular function (GO): structural constituent of ribosome; RNA binding
Source: RefSeq, a predicted model, not a curated record
UUCCGGUAAAUAGUGUACUCCCGACUCCGUCCACGUUCUUACAUUCCUGCAUCCUAUAUGGUUGUCUAUACCCGUCGUUCAGCACGUGAACACACAUUAUGAGCAAAGUAUCCAAGGAGACGCUCUACGAGUGCGUCAAUGCUGUCCUCGCCGCAUCUAAGGAGAAGAACCGCAAGUUCUGUGAGACUGUUGAUCUCCAGAUUGGUCUGAAGAACUACGAUCCCCAGAAGGACAAGCGUUUCUCCGGCACCGUCAAGCUGCGUCAUGUCCCCAGGAAUAAGUUCAAGGUCUGCAUUCUUGGAGAUCAGCAGCAUUGCGAUGAAGCAAAGUCUAAAGGUCUGGAGUGCAUGACUGGUGAUGAUUUGAAGAAACUGAACAAGGACAAGAAGAAGGUUAAGAAGCUUGCUAAGAGCUACGAUGCUUUCCUUGCCUCUGACACUCUGAUCAAGCAGAUCCCUAGGCUUCUGGGCCCUGGACUGAACAAAGCUGGAAAGUUCCCUUCUCUGAUUACUCACAGCGACGACUUGGUCGCCAAGGUUACCGACCUGAAGUCUACCAUCAAGUUCCAGAUGAAGAAGGUUCUCUGCCUCUCAGUCGCCGUCGGCAACGUCGGCAUGUCUGACGAAGAGCUGGUCCAGAAUGUUCAUCUUGCCAUGAAUUUCCUGGUUUCUCUGUUGAAGAAGCACUGGCAGAACGUGAGAUCCCUGCACAUUAAGUCCACCAUGGGACCCGUUCAGCGCCUGUACUAACUGACCAGAAUGGUUGGCUACAUCUGCAUUUAAUGGCGAUUUAUUCAGAAUCAAUAAAUCUUUGCUCUUAUA